Molecule: messenger RNA, 2388 nt
Organism: Contarinia nasturtii (swede midge)
Lineage: Eukaryota; Metazoa; Arthropoda; Insecta; Diptera; Cecidomyiidae
Gene: mi
Exons: 5
Coding region: 306-2246 (646 amino acids)
Source: RefSeq, a predicted model, not a curated record
GGCGUUCGGAUUAACGCAAGUCAAUGGUGUGUGCAAUUGUGUUGGCAUUUAUUUAGUGCGCGCGCCUAUUAUUCCUAUUCAUUUUUCUCUCUCGAUUUUUUUGCAGUGAAAUUUUAGUGCAUUAUUAGAUAUAUUUUGAAUAAUCUAGUGUUUUACUGUAAUUAAAUGGGCAACUAGUGUUUUUGCUUGAUGAAAAUAUUUCAAGCAAUAAAUCACGGAUUCAAAUUAGCUGAAGCAAAAAAACUAAAUAGAGUUGCCGAUGUUAUGCACUAUUUGAUUGCCAUUGUGAGAGAAAAGAGGCACAAAUGGAAAUAAGUCGUGAAAGCCUUGGAGAACGAUCGCCUGAUUUAUUCUCCGAUGAAGAUGAUUUAGAAACAGACACCAAUACAAACCAACGUUCUAUCGAUGAUAUAAACGAUAGCCUUUUGUCAAAUAAAGAUGACGAAAAAGAGAAUAAUUUCGAUAAUUCUAUUGAAAAGACCGAAAAAACGAUCAGCAAACGAAUAACAAAUUUACUAUCAGGUGUUAUACCACCGCCGUCGGUCACUUAUGUUCAAUAUGAUAUUGGCAAUUUGCUAUCCAUGUACAAAAGAAAUUUUGCGCUUAUGGAUUCAGACAAUGACAACAAAACGGACGGCACCAAGCAAUCAGACAUUUGUGAUCAAAUUUUCACGAGGCCACUCAAUCCUGAAGCGAUUGAAAAUAUAAAAUGGCCCGAAAUUGAAAUGGUUAAUGCAUAUGGUGUGCAUUAUAAUCGUACAAGGUAUACGGAAAACAUUGAAUCGAUGUACAUGAAAUUGGUUGAAAGGAAUGUUGGCCAAGAAACUGGAACCUCAUUUACAUUUAAUGCAUCGAUGAGUGCUAAAAAGAAACAAAUACGAAAAAUAAUGGCAUCGCCCGGGAACCGGUUGAGCCAUUUGGCGCGGAGGCGGGCCAUUUUCUCUUCAGCCAAUUUAUUAUCUCAAUCAAAUCUGUCAAAUGUAUCAAAAUUAGGAACAAAACCAUGUAUAAUUGAUACUUCAAAAUUAAGCAGAAAAGAAAAAGUCACAACACCAAAACGACGUGCAUUAGGAAAUCGACGAACUCCAGGUCGUAAAACGCCAGGUUCGUUAAAAAAGAGUGCAAGCAAAAUUGUGCCGGUUGUGCCGAAAUUUGGUACGGCCACCCGUGAAACAUCGAAACGUGCGUUAUUUUUGAGUCCAACUCAAGAGGAGGUUAAAAAUCCAGUGCCAGUUUCGAUAUCCUCCGACUUAUCACGACGCAUUGAAAAGUCAAAGCGAGCGUUAUUUUCACCGAAUCGUCCACGAUUGGAACGAUCAAUAUCAAAUGUCAGUAGUUCAAGUUGUUCAAAUUCGGCAUUCAAUAUGUUAAACGAUUCCAACAAAAAGUCAAAUAACCAUCCCGAUCGGUUCAGUUUUAAUCGAACAAGUAGUGAUGUAUCGAUUUGUUCGAAACGAAGACUCGAACCAGACGAUGAGAAUAUGGAACCGCAUCGCAGUAAAUUUCAACGUACUGAACAUCUAAAAAGCAGCUUUAUACAAAAAUGGAAUUCGGAUAAUACGAUGUACCAAAAUAAUCAAUUAUCAGCUAGCCACAAGCAGAAAUUGUUAUGGGCCGUAUCAACGGCGCUUAAGAAAAAAUCAAUAACCUCUGCUCACAGUAAUUUCAAUCAGUACGGUUCGAUUUUGGGAAAAGUGGUAAAAAGACUGUAUUUGGAAUCGUUACCAACAAAAACCGAAAGCACAAGCGGAACUAUGCUUCGGCUGGCGGAUCGUUUGGUAUUUUUCGUACUUCAAGGCAAAACGGUGGACGAAAUUUAUUUGGAAGAGAAAGCGCGAAUGGAUACAACGAAAACAAAUGCGGCCAAAAGAUUAAGCGGUUAUAUCAAUCGUGAUGAGUAUUUGAUGCGGCUCGAUGCAUCGAAUAAACUGAAUUCAAGCACACAAUCGAUAACCGGUGGUGACCUAUUGACGACAUCUAAUGAAAAUGACAAUAGCCGUAAACCACUAACAAAUAGUUCGUCAAAAUGUAAUGUUGGCACAAGUGCAUUACGUGAAAAUCACGAUUCAAAAUCGGCACAAAAACAAACGUCGAAUGUUAGCUUCUCCGGCCGCAAUCAGAAAAAUCUCAGCCCAUACAAUGAUAAAUCGCGAUCGAUCACCAAUUUGAAUAAGUCAAACAAAUUGAUACCCGCUACAAAUUCGAACAUCUUAAAAGUUAAACGACAAAUAUCUUUUGAUAACUGACAACAACUUAUAAGUUCAGUGGAACUCAAUUGUUAAUAUUUAAAAGGGAAGCAACAACAGAGAAGAAAAAACAAGAAUUGUUUUAGUCAUUUCUAAUAGAUUGUGUAUUGAAAUAAUAAUAAUAAUAAUAAUAAUAAGAUUA